AUGGACCCAUCACCACUGGACCAUCUCCUCCUCCUCCUCCUCCUCCUCCUCCUCCUCCUCCUCCUCCUCCUCACUGCCUACAUCACCACGGUCCGACUCCUUCGCUACCGCCGAAAGCAAGCAAUCGAAGCCCCCUUCCUCCACGGCAAAAGACCACUAUCCAGCAUGACAACCCAAGAAGCCCACACCAUCAUCACUCAACUCCAAGAACUCGAAUUUCCAUACGCCUUUAGCAAAGCUCGGAGGAUCGCCCUGCUCAAGGCAGGAGGCAUCCCAACCAUGUCCCAACUCUUCGCAGCGACCGGACAAAACAAUAAACGUAAUUCGGGUAAACGCGCCGUAGACACGGAGGUUCUUCUCCGGGAGGUGCAGUCGAAGCCUAGAGACUCGGAUCGGUAUAUAAUGGCUGUGGCGAGGAUGAACUAUCUACACGCCCGCUACCGCGCAGCCCACAAAAUCACCGACCCCGACCUCCUCCAUACCCUCGGCGACGGGCUCUCCGAGAUCCUCACCGUGAUUUCCCGCGACGAAUGGCGUUCUCUAACCGAUGUAGAGAAAUGUGCUCUAGGCAUAUUCCACAAAAACCUCGGUGAAGAUAUGGAUAUCCCUUUUACUUCGCUUUCUUCGCAUGAGGAAGGCUGGCGCGAUGGAUUACAUUUUGCGAAGGAGUUAUGUGAGUGGACGAUGCGGUAUGAAGAGGAUGUGGCCAGGCCGGUGGAGACGAAUGAUCGGUAUGUGAGGGUUUAUGUGGAUGGGGGGUUGGAGAAGGUGCCGGGUUUCGUGAGGGGGGUUGUGAGGAGGGUUUUGGCGGCGCAGGUGGAUGGGGUUAUGAGGGGGGCUCUGUGGCUUGAACAACCUGGUCCAGUUCUGUUGUUCAUACUGGGAUGUAUCCGACAAACUCGAAAGGUAUUCCUGCGGUAUUUGUCUCUCCCACGCUUUUCUCCCGUCAAGAUCGUGCAUGAGACAGCAGAUCCGACGACAAAGCGAUACUACUUUGAUCGAAAGGGUUUGCAGCCGUGGUAUAUGCAGCCGAGAUUCUGGGCCAGAUGGGGACCUGGUGCGUGGUUGGUGAGGAUACUCGGAGGAAAGGUCCCAGGUUCGCGUGGAGAUCGGUAUCAGCCGCAGGGAUAUGAUUUGCUGACGAUUGGACCGGAGCCGCAGAGGGGUAGAGGGGUGGAGGAGAUGAGGGUUGAUAUGGAUGUUAUCAAAGAGAGGGCGAUUGCUACGUGUCCGUUCUCGCAUGCUAAGUCUGGGUUUUGA
Molecule: messenger RNA, 1260 nt
Organism: Aspergillus ibericus CBS 121593
Lineage: Eukaryota; Fungi; Ascomycota; Eurotiomycetes; Eurotiales; Aspergillaceae
Exons: 4
Coding region: 1-1260 (419 amino acids)
Molecular function (GO): oxidoreductase activity
Source: RefSeq, a predicted model, not a curated record